AUGGAUACAUCCUUUGGCUCAAAACGGAUUGAUCGAGUAGAUUUGGCGUGUGUUCGAUGUCGAAGCAGGCACGUCAGAUGCGACGCCACCCAGCCUGCGUGCAACAGAUGCAAGCGUGACGGGAAAGAGUGUGACUACAAGAAAUCCAGAAGAGGAGGUCUCAAUAAAGCGGCACUGGCACAACGACGUUUGAGAUUAGAGCAGCAAUCUGAACACAUACAGCAGAGCCAAGGCAACCAAAGUAUCAACCAUGAGCAUAGAUGUCAAGAUUCCACACUAUGUGUAUCGAACAGCGAUGCGUUGCCAUCAGAAAUUCAACCAGGCAGUCCGGACUUCGACGCGAUAUAUAUCACGCAGUCGCAACCCACCCAUAUUUCUCAACCAUCCCUCGUAUCCUUCCAAGUCAGCAAAGAUCGGCUUAUAGAGCUCUGCUACGAGAACUUCUGGCCUUCAUUUCCUGUUACUCUUCCACUCCACUACCUCCAAGCAAGGAGGUUGAAUCAGAACCAUGGAAUGGAAGUCCUGCUUAUCGUUUUGGAAUGGAUUGGCUCUAUUUACGCUGCGUGGACAUCAUCAGAAGCAUACUACGAAGCCAGUCUUCGAGCCAUCGAUGCACCUACACUUCUCAGAACCCCCUUCAAUGUGCAAGCUUUGAUGUUAUUCGCAAUUGCCCAACACCAUUCGGACUUCAAACAACAAUCGCGAAAGACCUUGGAUCUAGCCAUCACAAUCGCCCUAGAACUACGUAUGAACGAACGUGGGUUCGCGCAGGCCUAUGGCGAAUCGUACCCAGUACUGGAAGAAUCCUGGAGGAGGACGUACUACUUUCUCCAAAUCAUUGACCAGCACUUUUCAGUAGUAAUCAACUCGCCUGUCUAUGCAUUGGCCAAAGUUCCAGGCACAGUUGACCUUCCUUGCGACGACGAAUACUAUGAAAUAGGACAAAUACCCCCUACCAAAACCUGGCGAGAGUACGAGAAUCGGGAGUUUGCCGAAAUCGAGGUCGUUUAUUCAUCUAUCACAUACAUGUAUGACUUGAGUAGAAUCAUUGCUUACGUUAUGAACUUGUUCGUAGAAACAGGCACGUUGAGCGAUAGCUUGAUACAAGUCUGCGACACCAAAAUCGCCGUAUGGCAAGGACUCCUUCCUAGCUGCAAAAAAGAUCCAUUGCGGGGGAACGGGCAGGUUGACGAAGUUAUGUUCAUGGCUCACCUUUCAUCAGCCAUUGUAUUAGUUAUGACACACCGUCUAUUCUCUUCAUUAGCAUACAGUGCUGAAGAGUUGUCAACACACGCUUUCAUAUGCCUCGCUCCCCUUGCUACGCCGCCAAAAAUGGGACGAAACGCACAUACUGCACGCGCACUCAAAGCCUUGGAAAUAUCGACGAGAUUGUUUGCGAUUCCAUGUACUCUCGAAAGACACAACGUUUUCGCCAUGAGCAUCUCGGCACGGCUUGCGACAGCCCAAAUCUCCGCAUGCAAUAAUUUACUUGACGACCAUGCUCAAUCGAUGGCUCGCGAUCGCAUCCGACUUAAUAUCGGUUUCUUGAAAGCAAUGGGGUCUAUAUGGCCGCUCGGAAAGAAGAUGGUCAAAGAAGUUCAACAUGUCGCGCGGUCGACUUUGAUCAAUCUUCAGAACACUAUGACGGCCAUGGAUACUGACCUUACCGACGAGAUGGAAUUGCUAUGUGACGAGGUGAUAUGGCCUAUCGAUCCUUCGGCAGAGAUCGAUAUUUUCUCGGGUCUUGUAAUUCCAACAAGUUGGAAUUCAACAAAUCUUGGGGACCUCUAA
This is a messenger RNA of Dothidotthia symphoricarpi CBS 119687, 1791 nucleotides long. RefSeq lists its product as uncharacterized. The coding region runs from base 1 to 1791 and encodes 596 amino acids. Gene Ontology annotation, molecular function: zinc ion binding; DNA-binding transcription factor activity, RNA polymerase II-specific. The record is from RefSeq and is a predicted model, not a curated record. Lineage: Eukaryota; Fungi; Ascomycota; Dothideomycetes; Pleosporales; Dothidotthiaceae. The transcript is spliced from 4 exons. Gene Ontology annotation, biological process: regulation of DNA-templated transcription.